AUGUUGGAUUCAUUCCCCUCUUAUUUCUCUCUAAGAGAUCUUGUCGCCAUCAGUGGUGAAGCCUUCGAACUCAAGGUCAGUCGCCAUCAGAAAGAGGCAGACAACGCAGCUCGCAAAUGGUUUAUGAGCUUCAACGUAUACAACGAGAAGAAGCUGUCAAAGUUUCUGGACUACGGAAAGUUUGAUCUCUUCGCUGCUCUGAGCUUUCCGGACGCCGAUGCCAAACAUCUCGAGACGUGCCUAGCUUUUUUCUUCUGGGCAUUUUCUACGGACGACCUCUCGGAUGAGGGGGACUUGCAAUCGAAACCAGACGAUGUUCAGGCAGGGGUUGAUAUUUCCAUGACCGUCCUGGACAACCCCGAGGGUCCACGGCCAGAUUUUCCCUACGCUGCCAUGCUUUACGAUCUCCUGACACGGAUUCGUGAAACGGCCAGUCCAGGCGCUUACGCAAGGUUUACCCUCGCUUUUGAAGAAUGGAGCAGAUCGCAAGUUCAGCAAUCUCACAAUCGGUCAUUGGAUCGAAUACCAUCGGUGGAGGAAUUCAUUCUUAUGCGUCGGGCGACUAUUGGAGGUGCUAUGGUUGAAGCCAUGGUCGAAUAUUCUUUGGAUUUGGAUCUUCCCGACUAUGUAUUUCACCAUCCAACUAUUAUUGCAAUGUCUGAAGCUACGACUGACAUCAUGACCUGGCCAAACGACUUGUGUUCCUUUAAUAAAGAACAGUCAGAUGGUGACUACCAGAACCUCGUUGUCUGCAUUAUGAUCGAGCAUAACGUCGGUCUCCAGGCGGCAAUUGACAUCUUGACAGAUAUGCUCGCCGAUCGGGUGGCGGAGUACACGGAGCUGAAAAAGCAACUACCUUCCUUCGGACCUGCUGUUGAUACUGAGCUCAUGAGAUACUUGGAAGCCCUGGAACACUUUGUUCAAGGCACAGUACUUUGGUACUAUCUAAGUCCGCGAUACUUCCGGACUAUCGAUAUCUCCAACCGAGAAGACCUGAUCGUUCCGCUGUUUAAGCGUGUAUAUACCUAG
Messenger RNA from Serpula lacrymans var. lacrymans S7.9, 1029 nucleotides. It is a transcript of the gene cyc5, whose product is annotated as putative terpene cyclase. The transcript has 9 exons. NCBI's taxonomy places the organism in Eukaryota, Fungi, Basidiomycota, Agaricomycetes, Boletales, Serpulaceae. The record is from RefSeq and is a predicted model, not a curated record. Bases 1 to 1029 code for a protein of 342 amino acids.